AUGCGGGGCUCUAAACAGGAGGAGAGGCGAUUCCUAAUUGUGUGGAUAAACAUGGACGCAACUGUAUCACUAAUUUUUCUUGGCGCGAUGAUCGCACUAUCUCUUCUGCAAUUCAUUCCAAAAUGGACAUGUUGGUUGCUUGUGGUUGUCAUCGCUAUAUGGGAUGUGAUUGCCGUCCUUACACCAUGUUUGUUGAACAGUAGUUCGGUUAAGGGCCCACUGAGAAUGCUGGUUGAAUUGGCCGAAAAGCGAGACAAGGACAUUAUGCCAGCAAUGAUCUAC
Cooperia oncophora is the source of this 282-nucleotide messenger RNA. Lineage: Eukaryota; Metazoa; Nematoda; Chromadorea; Rhabditida; Trichostrongylidae. The record is from the annotation of a GenBank genome assembly.